Molecule: messenger RNA, 1288 nt
Organism: Neoarius graeffei (lesser salmon catfish)
Lineage: Eukaryota; Metazoa; Chordata; Actinopteri; Siluriformes; Ariidae
Product: induced myeloid leukemia cell differentiation protein Mcl-1 homolog
Exons: 3
Coding region: 145-930 (261 amino acids)
Biological process (GO): release of cytochrome c from mitochondria; positive regulation of apoptotic process; mitochondrial fusion
Cellular component (GO): mitochondrial outer membrane
Molecular function (GO): protein heterodimerization activity; protein homodimerization activity; channel activity
Source: RefSeq, a predicted model, not a curated record
GCCCGGGUGCUUCAGUUUCGCUGUGGUGCUGUUCGGGGGAAGUCAGCGCUCCGGCAAGCGGAAACUUCAUCAGCAGCUUUAAAUAGUUUAUUCUGUGUACAGAUCCGCGCGGUUUAAAGGCGCUGCAGCAUUCUUAAUAAGGCCAUGACGGAGCUGAGUGUGAUGAAGCGGAGCGCGCCGCUGAGUUUACUGUGCUGUGGGCUUGAGAAUGGCGGCGCUGUUCGCUGGGUUUCCCCUUUAAGCGCUCCACUGGACACUUUCUCACAGAAACGCGAGGAGGAGCUCGACGGCUGCACGGAGGAGGCCGACGGACGGGCUGCUGGAGCCGGGAUUAAUGCAGGGAAAGCGCCUGUGGAAAGCCGGUCAGAGCUUGAGGAGCGCGGCUGUGAGGAGCUCCUGAACCCGGAGCUGGAGACGGAGACCUACGAGCUGCUGAGGCAGCUGUUCCGCUCCCACACGGGCCUUCCGGUGGAACACAGGCGGAAUAAAGCGCACUCAGCACUGCCGAGUCUGCAGAGAGUGGUGGGGAAAACCAUCCACAACCACCGCAUCGCAUACACCGGCAUGGUGCGGCGGCUGUUCGAGAACAGUAGUCUGGACGGUGUGGGCUCCGUACUGAGCGGUGUGUUUGACGAUGGUGUGAUUUCUUGGGGACGCAUCGCAAGUGUUCUGGCUCUAGGUGCUGUGGUGUGCGAGCGGCUGAAGCAGGACUGUGCGAAGGAGCAAGUUGAGGAGUGUGUGGACAUUGUUGCCUUACAAAUCUCCUCCUACCUCACUACAGACCUGCAGCACUGGUUCAUCAACAACAACGGCUGGGAUGGUUUUGUGGAGUUCUUUUAUGUCGAGGAUCCCGAGUCCACAGUUCGGAAGGCACUCAUGGCAGUGGCCGGAUUCGGAAUAGGGGCAUGUCUCUUAACGCUGAUGCGAUGAAGUGGGUGGAGGCAGAGGUGGCCACUGUUACUAUGACUACACCGUUGUCUGUCUUCCUAAGGAAACGAGGACGAAUGUGCUUGUGCUCUUCUGGGCGAUCGCAGAGACACUAAUAAAUCCGUAUGUUUUAUGAAGACUGAGCAAAGUUUAUAUUCAAAUAAAAUUCCCCACACCCAGAUAAACUGCCCCUGUCUCCGUGGGGAGGUCACUGCACUGUCCUGCACAUGGCAGGAUCUCAGCUGUUUAACUUUCAGUGCAGGGUCUGGCACGGUGAGGGCCCUGAUUGUGUGAGGAAAUUCAGAGCUUUCCUGUUUGGAGAAAGUUUUAGUUUUUUUAAAUAAACAUUUCAGACACUGAA